ACAUCCAAUAGUUCAUCCGCUCAAAGUGAUGCCGCUCCCCAUGUCUGGUUGCCACACGAUGAUCACAUCCUGCAGACUUCAGUGCUUCCAUCGGCCUUCCACGUCCUCCUAAGCAAGUUUGGCUGGAGGGCCACAAUGGAUCGCUUCAAGUUCCUGAAUCCCCCACCUCCCUCGGCACAUGCCUCGUUUGAGGACCUAUCCUUACUGGCCUAG
Messenger RNA from Protopolystoma xenopodis, 213 nucleotides. NCBI's taxonomy places the organism in Eukaryota, Metazoa, Platyhelminthes, Monogenea, Polystomatidea, Polystomatidae. The record is from the annotation of a GenBank genome assembly.